This is a messenger RNA of Halteromyces radiatus, 1197 nucleotides long. RefSeq names its product P-loop containing nucleoside triphosphate hydrolase protein. Gene Ontology annotation, molecular function: DNA clamp loader activity; ATP binding; DNA binding. Gene Ontology annotation, cellular component: nucleus; Ctf18 RFC-like complex; Elg1 RFC-like complex. Gene Ontology annotation, biological process: DNA repair; DNA-templated DNA replication. Lineage: Eukaryota; Fungi; Mucoromycota; Mucoromycetes; Mucorales; Cunninghamellaceae. The coding region runs from base 55 to 1086 and encodes 343 amino acids. The record is from RefSeq and is a predicted model, not a curated record. The transcript has 9 exons.
UUUUUUUUUUUUACUUUCUUUCUUGACGACAAUAUACACAUAAUCUGAACCAACAUGAUGGAAGUAGAUCCAGCACCUAUCAUCACUUCAAAGGAUAAAGGAAAAGGAAAAAUGGUGAUUGGAGAGUUGGAUACCUUACCUUGGGUAGAGAAAUAUCGACCAGAACAUUUGAAGGAUCUAGUCUCUCAUGAAGAAAUCACAGAAACACUCAAAACAUUUAUUGAACGAAAUCGCUUACCUCAUUUAUUAUUUUAUGGACCACCUGGUACCGGUAAAACGUCAACUAUCAUGGCUUGUGCACGGCAGAUCUAUGGCGACAAAUUCCGGUCAUCGAUUCUUGAAUUGAAUGCGUCGGAUGAUCGUGGGAUUGAUGUUGUACGUGAACAAAUCAAAAACUUUGCUAGUACUCGAACUAUUUAUAGUUCUGGAUUCAAACUGAUUAUUUUGGAUGAAUGUGAUAAUAUGACUCAACAAGCUCAAUCAGCUCUACGUCGAGUGAUUGAAAAGUAUACGAAAAAUGUACGAUUCUGUAUUAUAUGUAAUUAUGUUAGCAAGAUCAUUCCGGCUAUUCAAUCAAGAUGUACAAGAUUUAGAUUUUCACCAUUAGAAUUGGAACAAGUGGAAAGUCGAUUAAAUUAUAUUGUACAAGAGGAACAUGUGAAUUUGACAGAAGAUGGGAAAUCGGCUUUAUUAAGAUUAUCAAAUGGGGAUAUGCGUCGUGCUCUCAAUAUUUUACAAGCUUGUCAUGCAGGAUAUGAUCGUGUGGAUGAAACAGCAAUCUAUAAUUGUACUGGUAACCCUCAUCCUGGACAUAUUGAUUCGAUAUUAGAUUCUAUGCUCAAAGAUGAAUAUACAACUGCUUAUCAAAAGGUGGAUAGAUUGAAAAAGGAAAAUGGUUAUGCUUUACAAGAUAUUAUUACGGAUAUUUAUGAAAAACUUCAACAAGCUGAAUUACCAUCUGAAACAGAAAUCUCAAUGAUUGCCAAGAUGGCUGAUAUAGAAUAUCAUUUAGGAGAAGGUGCGGAUGAACAAAUACAACUUGGAUCUCUUAUUGGAUCUUUCAAAUUAUCACUCCCCUUAGUUUAGUUUUUAUUAUAUUAUAUAUUAUAUUAUAUAUAUUUUUUUGGUAAUGAAAGAAUCUAUUGAUUUUUACCCUUUUUUGAAUAAAAACAAAAGGAUUAGAUUGUGGGAAAUCUC